ACGUCAAUUGACGUAUCCAGAGAUCCUUAUCACUGAACUAAGAUGGCGAUUCAGACGAUACAGAUGAAGAGUUGCAAUGCUGCUACUGUAGGGAGUCCAUAGUGCUGCAAGAAGUCUCUGGUGAUGUAUGUAGCCAAGGUCUACCUCCUGCUAGCAAGUGUGCUGGUCCCUGCUCUAUGCUUCAAUCACUGGGUGGUCACUGAAGAUGGGAAGAUUGAGUAUCAAGCAGCCUCUCCGUUCAACCUGAGGCAACCUUUUGAUCUGAUGGCCUUCAUGAAGCAAGAGGAGAGAGUCUCCAUCUUGAAGGAGCUCAAAGACGAACUCAUCGAGUACAAGAACGAGUUUGAACUGUUGAAAGAAUUUGAUUCUUUUGACGAGAGUUUUUUUGCGAGUGAGCCAAAAUGUAGAGAAGUGAAGUUCAUAACAUCUCAGGACCUCUCCAUUAGCACAGUGCUACCACUGGAGCACAAAGGAAUUAGGAUUGAGGAUCACCUGGACACCUCCUCCAGUAGCAUCCCUGGUGAGCCAUUCUGCUCUCUCUCUCCACUGCCGUUCAGUAUGUACGCCCUGGAGCACUUGGAGGGGGUUCAGAAUAGACGCUCGCUGGUGGCCCCCCCGGAGAGGAGUGUGCUAGCUAGUGUGGGCAUGAGGAUGGAGGUGUUUGGUAGCUUGGUGCAUCAUGCACUCAGCAAGAACUCUACCUCUUGGGUGCUGCUCGACCUGGCCACUCUGUACUGGAGGGCCAGAGGUCACCUUCAUCAUGCUGUGGACUGCAUCAGAAGAGCACUGCAUUACUCACCAACACACAGUAUGGACAUUGCCCUACUCAAUCUGGCCAACAUUCUCCACCGCAGUCAGCACUCCACUGAUGCCCUGGUACCACUCCUAGUGGCCACGAGCAUAGCCCCUCAAGUCAAUGUACUGUACUACAGUCUGGGAAAUGUCUAUGCUAGCCUGGGUCAGCUAAACGAGUCAGUGAGCGCGUUCCAGCGUUGUAUAGACCUUGACCCCAGUGAUGAGAGGAGUCUGUCCAUGUACCUGGGGUCACUGUGUGAACUCCAGAGGGAGCAAGCCUCAGUGGAGAGGAGCAGGAAGCUGGACAGCACUCAGAAGAAACUGGAUCAAUUCUAUGAGAACAUGGAGAUGCUGCAGCGAUUGCAACAACCUGGUUCACAAUCAAGUGUUAAUCCCACCUCCAAACGACGUGGCCGUGUGGACCAGGGUGGCUCAGAUCUCCCUGCUAUGAACGCAGUGCCAGCCUCUCUGCCUAUUAACGUCACGAGAGGGGACACACAGAGGAGCCAAAAUUCAUCUAAUGUCAACACUUCCGGUGAAAAAAUCCGCAGCAACAGUCUCAAGAUUGUGUUGAUUCCCAAUGAAGAAGCUACGUUUGAGAGAGCAAUAGCUAAGAAUAAAACGUUUGAAGCUCCUAAGGUCCCCUCUGUGAGUGUGUGUCUACAGCGUUUCUACUCGACUGUAUUGAAGGAAUGGUGCAGUGUCAGCUUUGCCUCAAGGAACUCUUCAGAGGUCUGUUGGGUUCAUGGUUUCCCAGAGACUCGUAGAACUGAGAAAAAACGUCCGAGCAUCCGUCUCAAGAUGAAGCCACUCCACGAAGAGGAGGAAGAACAAGAGCCAAAAGAUACUUUAAUGGUUGAGCAAGUUGACAACAAACUCGCCCCAGACGAACCCUCACCUCCGAAAAAGACAGAUGACUACCCUCGAGCCUAUCACUCGUUGGAGUUCUUUCCCUAUAACCCUCUACCUGAGCAACUGGAGAAGGUCAUCUUCCCACAUCGUAGCAAACCACUGGCAGACUAUGAUGACCCGUACUGGCCCACCAAGACUGUGUGUCUUCAACUAGUGCAGGAGGUCAGACAGAACCCUCAACUGGCCAACUUCCCAGGAACCUUCCUACCACCAGCAGCAAGAGGAGCGGACAUCAAGCGGAUGUACUCCAUGGUCCCAGAGCAGCUGCCCUCUACAAUGAAACAGCUCCCUUACUGUACUGACAUAUUGGAGCUGCCCUACAGCAUGUCCUCACUGGACCACCUCUCCACCAUUGCUGAUAGGAGGAAACUAAACGAGUCUAAACAGGAGACUGCAUUGAAGAGGGUGCUCAUUGAUGCUGUGACUGGCGAUCGAGAGAAGAGAUUUUCGUUUGAGGAGAGUGCCUUCAGAACCUACGCUGCAAUGUUACAGGUUGGUCCUAACUGGGCACUGUUCAACAUAGCCUCCCUGUACUGGCGUGUGGUAGGGGACGCUACCAAUGCUAUAGAGUGUCUUCGACGUGCCCUGUACUAUGCUCCCGACCCAGCCAGAGAUGUGGGACUUAUUGGAAUGGCCAACGUUCUCCAUGGAUUGGGGGCUUUGGAGGAAGCUGUCAUUGCAGCCAGGGCAGCACUGGAUAUCAAAACUGAGUCGCCUGUGGGUCACUACACGCUUGCCAGUGUGUACUCUACUCAGGCAGACUACGUCGCUGCCAGCCUUCAUCUGAGAGCAGCCCUACACAUCAGUGUCUUCGAGGAGGCCAUCAUGUCUCUCAAACUCAUCCGAUGCUCACUCAAGUUCAAAGAAGAGCAGCUCUACCUACGCAAAAAGAUGCGAGAGAAGGAACGUCAAGCGCUGAAGGGGGAACAAGACAAGCUGAUAAAAGAAAUGUCUGAUGCUGUAUUGCAUGGGAAGCCAUUGGCGACUCGACGAAACGAACCCCCUCUUAUUCUAGAAGAUAUUGAACCCCCAGAGAUCCCUGAGAUGAGGGUGCAGGAAUUAAAGCCAGCCGAGUUUACGGGGAAGAAUGCUAUCCGGUAUCUGACCAGCCUCUCACUGAUGCGAAAAGCCCGGCUGAAAAAACUGUCCGAAAAAGACCGUCUAGCACUCGAAGAACAAAUGAAGCAGCCUCAGGAGGUGAUUAAAGUUGGUGACGAGUAUAGUGACUCAGCAACUAAAGUGAGUAUUCCUAUUAGGAAAAUUCCUGUACAGAAGAAACCCAUUGCUGAAAGUACACCACCUAACAAAGAAACAAAGCAAGAACCACCUGCCAAUACUCAAUCAACAAAACAAAAGACACCUGCUAGUAAAGAAGAGGACACAAAGACACCACCAAAAGUAAAUCUAAACACUGCCGAGGCAAACGCAACCAAUGAAACAGCUCCUGAAAAACCAUCCGCUAAACCUGACACUAAGAAGCCAGAAGUAGCCAAACAAACUGACAAAGCUGCUGAGGCUGCUAAAAGGAAAGAGCAAGCCACCCAAACAUCAUCACCUCCUCCGAAGCGCAAGGGCAAGACUCACGAGGAGAUUCGAGAGGAAGAGAUAAAGAAACGGUUUCCCGGUACCCGACCAUGGCCGACUGUGGAGGAGUGUCUUGAUCAACCACCCCCUAGGAAACUGGUGUUCACCAGUACAUGGCUAUCUGUAACUGCCAAGGGAGCAAAGAUAAAAGAGUAUAUUGACUUCAAGCCUCCUCUGGAGCACUACCCUCUCCUGCCCUACUGCCACAACAACUUUGAGCAGUCCAGGAAGACUCUUAGUCACCUUACUGGAAUGUCAGCUCAUCCACUGGUUCAGUACAAGCCAGAGAAGGGACUACAAGAGGUGCUCUGCAAUAUGGAUGGUAACAGAAGAAGCCUUGAAGAGAUGGCCACCAGAAUAAAGACCUCUCUGGCCAAGUUUCCAGACUCCUGGGUGGUGUCCAAUCUGGCUGCCCUCUACUGGAGGAUAGUUGGUCAGGGACAGUUGGCCAUCAAGUGCCUCAAGCAUGCUCUCUACUUCUCUGAUGACAAUGCCAGGGAUGUUGCUCUGGUGAGUCUCUCUAAUGUUCUGUAUCGCUCUGGCUUUGACAUGGAUGCCCUGGCAGUAAUACACAUGUCCUUAGAGGCAUCUCCUACUCUGGUAGUGACCCACUUCACCAUGGCUAACAUUCUGGCCGCUCAGGGCUUCUAUGUUGAUGCAUCAGGGUUCUAUGAGUCCACCCUGCACUACCAGCCUCAGUUCCAGCCAGCUGCUGAGAGACUGCGCUCAGGGAGAUGUCUGAUCCUACUAUCCAGGAAGAGGAUUGAAGACGACAAGAGGAAAGAGUUGGAGUCAGCCGAGAACACUUAGACUAUAAUUUAUAGUGACCAUUCUAUAUUAGCUACUGUUUUUUAUGUUGUGUGUUUGAUUUCUUGAACUUUUGUAGUUUAAUGUAUAUACAAUGUUGCCAGUUGAAGAACCACAA
Messenger RNA from Halichondria panicea, 4216 nucleotides. RefSeq names its product tetratricopeptide repeat protein 17-like. Gene Ontology annotation, molecular function: protein binding. Lineage: Eukaryota; Metazoa; Porifera; Demospongiae; Suberitida; Halichondriidae. The transcript is spliced from 17 exons. Gene Ontology annotation, biological process: actin filament polymerization. Gene Ontology annotation, cellular component: actin cytoskeleton; cytoplasm. Bases 124 to 4101 code for a protein of 1325 amino acids. The record is from RefSeq and is a predicted model, not a curated record.